Molecule: messenger RNA, 1091 nt
Organism: Ochlerotatus camptorhynchus
Lineage: Eukaryota; Metazoa; Arthropoda; Insecta; Diptera; Culicidae
Product: E3 ubiquitin-protein ligase SIAH1A-like
Exons: 3
Coding region: 134-1066 (310 amino acids)
Biological process (GO): proteasome-mediated ubiquitin-dependent protein catabolic process; multicellular organism development
Cellular component (GO): cytoplasm
Molecular function (GO): ubiquitin protein ligase activity; ubiquitin conjugating enzyme binding; zinc ion binding
Source: RefSeq, a predicted model, not a curated record
AUGUGAUGAAUGUUUACUGUUGUUACAUCGGCCACCAACCAUUGAGCAGCUUGCAGGAACGUAGGUACCUAACGACGAAAUCGGUUCGUGCAGCUUAGUUCGAUCACAACACUUGAUAGAGUAGUAUGCUUGGAUGGACUCCAGCAAGUUGAAGUGUAUUCUUUGCAAGCAAUAUCCCAAUGGGGAAGUGUACGAAUGCGGGUCACAUCACGUAGGAUGUAUUCCAUGCGUGGUCAAACUGGACUUUCGCCUGUGUACGUGUUCCGAGAGCUUCAACAGAAAAAAAGAUAAUCCAAUCGAGAAGUUAGAGAAGCGUACCAAAGUUAAUUGCGAUUAUGAAGAAUCCGGUUGUACCUGGUUAUUUGCGCCGUCGGAGCUAGGUCGGCAUUUGGAGGAAUGUAAAUUUCGUCCCUACCGUUGCAUUGCCCAGGUACUCAACGUUAUGCCAUGCACUUGGACGGGAUUACAGCAUGAAGUUGAGGCUCAUCUCAAGCAAGACCAUAGGGCGUUGGGAACGCCCUACAGCUAUUUCCAAGAAUCAGGCAAGGUACCAUUCAUUACAACGAAAUCUAACGCCCUCAUCAAGCUGGUAGAUGCUUUCAGUAAGCAUUUCCUUUUCUACUACUGUUCGAAUGUCGACACUCAGAUGGUUUACUUUAUGAUCGUCUACUUUGGACGUCGCAUGGAGGCUCGCCAAUACUUUUAUGAAUUCGAUAUUCGAUCACCGGUGGAGCACGGAAUUCCCAGGGUAAAGUUCGUCCAGCAGUGCGUUGCCGAUUGUGAUGACUUGGAUGAGCUGAUGGAGCAACAGGAAAGCUGCAUUGCUGUCUCGUUCAAAACGAUCAAACACUAUCUGCGCGGGGAUUCGAUUCCGUUUCGCUUCAUCGUGAAGAAGGUCGCAGAUAAAACGACGGCUCGCGAACGUAAAACUGCUGAAAAUGGGAAGAAGCAACUGGAGACCACCAGAAGGCGAACUCCUUCGAACUCGUUCUCCCUGGAUGAUCCACCGUUGCGUUCGAUUCAUGUGGUCCCGGCACAGGAUUUGUCUGCCUUUCCUAUAUUUUGAAAUAAAUGAGUACUGUUGUGCGAAA